This is a messenger RNA of Megalobrama amblycephala (Wuchang bream), 3680 nucleotides long. Its product is annotated as cadherin-related family member 1. The transcript has 17 exons. Gene Ontology annotation, biological process: homophilic cell-cell adhesion. The coding region runs from base 77 to 2728 and encodes 883 amino acids. Gene Ontology annotation, cellular component: plasma membrane; catenin complex. The record is from RefSeq and is a predicted model, not a curated record. Lineage: Eukaryota; Metazoa; Chordata; Actinopteri; Cypriniformes; Xenocyprididae. Gene Ontology annotation, molecular function: calcium ion binding; cadherin binding.
UAAAGACGUCUUCAGAUGGGCAGCGGCUGCAUCUCUCACCAUAUGAUCCUUCAGUCGGUUCACACUUUUCUGCAGGAUGAAGAGUAUGAGGGAAAAACAGACUGUAAUUCUUCUCAUGUCACUGUGGAUGUCUAUGGGGAAAUCUGACUUCGCACCGUAUUUCUAUGAUAAUGGAGCUGGCAGCAGGAAUGGAAACAUGGCACUUUUCAGUAUCGCUGAAGACACAUCUGUUGGGACUCAUGUGUACACGCUGAACGGCUCCGAUCCGGAAGGGGAACCCGUGACCUACGGCAUGACCUUUGAUAAGGGCUCCAGAGAGUGUUUCAGUGUUGAGCCCAAAUCAGGGAAUGUGACUCUCAUUGAAAGUCUGGACAGAGAGGUUCAGGAUGAGAUCGUUGCAUUUGUGACCAUCACAGAUGGCAGAAACAAGGUUGUAGAAAAUGUGCGAGUGUUUAUCACAGAUGUUAAUGACGAAAAACCUGAGUUUAUAAAUCGACCAUACAUAGUGGAUGUCCCCGAGGACGCCGCCUCGGGCAGCAGCAUCUACAGGGUUCAGGCCGUCGACAGAGACCUCGGCUCUGGAGGAAGUGUCUCCUACUACCUGCAGGAAAGAAAUCUUCAUCAGUUGUCAUUUCGUUUGCAGUCCAGCAGUAAGUUCACCAUCGACGGUCACAGUGGCGUUCUGCGCAUCAGACCUGGUGAAUCUCUGGAUUACGAACUCUCCAGGACUCAUUUUGUCACUGUUGUUGCAAAGGAUGGAGGUGGUAAAUAUCACGGGAAAUACCAGGUUAUGACCUCAACAGCCAUCGUGACCAUCAAUGUCAUCGACACCCAAGAUUCUCCUCCAGUGUUUGUUGGUACUCCGUAUUUUGGAUUUGUCUAUGAAGUCUCUGUACCAGGUUCAGAGAUAUUCACUGUUUUUGCCAAGGACGGGGACCAGAACAGCCCCAAUCCCAUCCAUUACUCCAUUCUGAACGGCAGCGACGGCUUCUUUAGCAUCAACAGCACCAGUGGGUGUAUCAGCCUGACAUCAUUUCCUGUACAGCUGAGGAAUGAGUUAUAUGAAUUAAAAGUCAAGGCUUCGGAGGUUGGACCUGCCAACCAGAUAGUUGACUACGCCAUCACCACAGUCAGUAUUCGUGUGGUGGACCUGAACAACCACCCACCCACAUUCUACGGCGAGAACGGCCCACAGAACCGGUUUGAGCUGACCAUGUACGAACACCCGCCGGAGGGAGAGAUUCUCCGAGGCCUGAAGAUCACCGUCAACGACUCGGACCAGGGAGCGAAUGCUAAAUUUCGACUGCUGCUGGUGGGACCCCGAGUUCUCCGUGUGGUUCCUCAGACGGUUCUCAAUGAAGCCCAAGUCACCAUCAUUGUGGAAAACUCAACCGCAAUCGACUAUGAAAAAUACCAGUUCUUAACAUUCAAGCUGUUAGCAGUUGAGAUCGACACUCCGGAGCGCUUCAGUGCCACCGCGGAUAUUCUGAUCAAUCUUUUGGACACAAACGACAACAUUCCAAAGUUCUCCUCAGAGUUUUACAUUGCCAGGAUCCCUGAAAAUUCACCCGGAGGCUCCAACGUCGUCUCAGUGACCGCAACAGACCCCGACUCAGGGCUUUGGGGGGAAGUGAAAUACUCCAUCUACGGCUCUGGCGCUGAUCUAUUUCUCAUUCACCCCACGUCUGGCAUCAUUUACACGCAGCCCUGGGCCUCUUUAGAUGCUGAAGUGAAGUCGAAAUAUAAUUUCUAUGUAAAAGCUGAAGACACUGAGGGGAAAUACAGCCUUGCAGAGGUUUUUGUCACUGUGCUCGACCAAAAUGACCAUCCGCCAGAGUUCAACCAGAACUUCCUGGAAAAGACCAUGAUUAUUGGAGCACCAGUGCAAAUACAGGCUGUGGAUGAGGACGCAGAGGAACCCAAUAACAUCAUUGAAUAUUCCAUCAUGAAAGCCGAUCCAGACAACAUCUUUGACAUCAACACAUCCACAGGAGAGAUUAAGCUCAAACCAUACAUCAAGUCCAUGGAGAUCGUGCAGAACAUCACCAGACAGAAGGACUGCAGGUGGUCUGUGGUGGUUCAAGCCCGUGAUCGAGGCUCUCCGUCCUUCAGCACCACAGCCGUCGUCAAAAUCGACAUCACAGAGGCGAAUAGUCUCAAAGGGCCCAUGGCUGCCUUUCUCAUGCAGAGCCGGGACAAUCCACUGAAAGCUCUGGGCCUGGCGGUCGGCAUCAUUUCUGUUAUGGUUUUGGUGACAGUUAUGAUCUCCACGCUUAUGUUCUUUCGCAACACAAAAUCCAAUAGGAUCACGCCAGCACGUCGCAUCAUACGCAGGAGGCCCAAAGAGCAGCGGCACUGGACCUUCAGGUCAGCGUUUGGACAGAGCGACCCUAACGCUGGACGAUUCCUCGAUGACGACGAUGACACGAGUGGCAACAGCAGCUCCAGACCCAAGCCUCCUCCACCCAGCGCUCCUGUCCUGCCUCCUGCGCCUCCAGCCGGCUCCAGGCCGAGCGAGCGUGUGCGGGCCGUGCCCACGGUGUCCGGUGCUCUGGCCUCCAGAAUCCCCAGUCGCAGCUCCAGCUGCAGGACGAGCAAAAGCACAGAUGGCCAUGAGAGAUCCGACCACAACAAAGACGGCAGUGGCAUCAGCUCCGCUCUUGUGUCUGAGCUGAAAAUGAGAAUAGAACAGAAAAUUAUUGAGGCAAAUCAAGGUUAUUAUUACUGACACACUGACGCACUGGACACGUUUUACAUGUGUGGACCAAACAUUUGAUGUUACAAACAGCUGUUUGUGAAGAAUGUUUCUUUGUGUGUGAAAAAGUGUUUUUAAAGUGGCCAUCUGGUUCAUCUAAAGUGUUUCUGUUUUUCAAAAUGGCAUACAGUCAUAAUAAUAUGAUCUGGCUUGUUUUCUUGCAAGAAAAAAAAAUCAUAAAAAAAAACUUGCCAAUGCUGGUCUAUGCACAUGUGUUUGUAAACAGAAACAGCCAAUUAAGUGCUGUUUAUUUCAGUAAUGUACACCUCAAGUCCUGCUGUGCUUCUUAGACCAGUUUAUGCAUUAGUUCUAGUGAUGCCAAAUGCCACUGUAAUCUCAUAAUUAGCACCAUACUGCCAUCUUUAGGUUUCAGUACUUUUAGUCUAAACAGUCUAAUCAUUAAUACCCAAAACAGCCCUUUCUGUCCAUCAUUUUUCAAUAGAUGUGCUGUAUGUAGAUGUGUCCUACUGUCUGACUAUUUCUUCUUUGAACAACUUUUGCCUUGAGGAUCUUCGGUGAAAGUCUACUGACUGUACGGACAUCGGAAACCAGACUCUCUCAUUUGUAGUUAUUGCUGUCAGACCUUUUUAUUAUUAUUUUUAUUGUUUUUAUUCUUUUGUAAAGACAGUUUUUUCACUGAUAUUUUGGAAGUGAUUUAAGAGCAGAUGAAAAUACAUGUGCUAUUUGUACGGCAUAUCAAAAUGUCAAGUGUGUUUAUCAUGUAAACUCUGUGCUAUAAAUCCAUUUAGAAAUAAAACAUUUUUAAAGUGUUAUUUAAAAAAGAAAAAAAAAAUGAAAAGAGACUUUUUCUACUAUUCAGUUUUGCAGCAAUAGUAAUGUUGAAGAGUAAAAUUGGAGCAGUACAGAAGCUACUUGCUGAAAUAUUUUUCAUGUUGUUUUAGAUAAUUAAAAUAUUAAUUUUAAU